GAUGUCCCCCCUCCCUCCCUUUGGUGGUCUGAGUGAGAGAAAAAAAAUAAUAAAAAAAUAAAAAGCCUGCGUUUGUGUGUGUGUUUGUCUCAUGAUAAGACCGUUCGGUAACACUGUUUUUUCACUGGACGUCUAUCAGCAUGGCUGUGUUGAUUUUAGGAGCUGGUCGUGUCUCAGGCCCUGUAUUUGAAUAUUUUCACAGGAAAGGCAUUUCAUUUUCUGUAGUUUCAGCUAUUCAAAAGGAGCUCAACUCUGUAAAGAGCAGUUAUGCGAGUGCACAGUGCUACAAUCUGAAUUUACCCAAAGAUGUUGCACAGCUACCUUCCCUGAUUGCACUACACAAAGUGGUAUUACAUCUUUUGCCAGCUGACUUACUGCCUCUUGUCGCUCAGUCCUGCCUUGAGGCCAGAUGCUCUCUGGUGUCUUGUAGCUAUUUGCCAGAAGGGGUUCAAGAGCUACAUCAAAGGGUGGUAGAUGCUGGCAUCAUAUUUCUGUGUGAAUGUGGUCUUGACCCUGGGAUCGAUCACAUGCUGGCCAAGCAAGCAAUACAAGAUGUCAAGGACAGAGGGGGAGAGGUAACCUCAUUUAUCUCAUGGUGUGGUGGGCUACCUGCCCCUGAGUGUAGCAAUAAUGUUCUGAAGUAUAAAUUCAGCUGGCACCCAAAGGGAGCGCUUAAGUUAUACCAGCGCAGUGCUGGAUACCUGGAAAAUGGAAAGGUCAUUCAUGUUUCAGGUGAAGAUGUAUUAUAUAAGGCUCAUCCUAUAGACUUGGAUGCAAUCCUCCCCGGUAUAAAGUUUGAAGGUUUUCCUAAUAAAUUUCUCUAUCGAUAUUUGUCUGCUUAUGGACUACAGUCUUGCAAGAAUUUUGCACGUGGAACUGUACGAUAUGAGGGAUUUAGCAACGCCAUGCUUGCCUUGGUGCAGACUGACUUGUUUAGUGACAUCGCGGUUCCUCAGCUUCAACCUGAUGCUCCAGAUAUCACAUGGAGGGAAUUUCUCAGCUGGCUAGCAAGAGGGUCAUAUGAUGACAAAGAACUGGAAAGUGUACUGCUUUCAAGAGUGGGCAACUCUCACAGCAGGCUGGACACUCUGAAAGAGUUGGGUCUGUUGUCGGACACAAAAGUUGACAAGAAAGGAACACCAAUUGAUACUCUAUGUCAUUAUCUACAGCAGAAGUUGAGUUAUGCUCCAGGUGAGCGAGAUAUGGUGAUCAUGGUUAAUGAGCUACAGAGUGAGUUUCCACGACAGUCUGAUUCUGCCCACCAACAACAGGAAGUAACAACUGUGAGUCUCUUGGAAUAUGGAGACAUUGAUGGCCACUCUGCCAUGGCUAAAACUGUGGGGUAUCCUUCAGCUCUUGCUGUAGAAAUGAUUCUGAAUGGUGAGAUUCAUGCAAAAGGGGUAAUAAUACCCACCAUGGAGGAUGUCUACAAGCCUGUUUUGUCCAGAUUGCAGCAGCUAGGGAUCAUGGCAAAAGUAUCCACUUCCUCAAAGUAAAUGAAACUAAAAUGAUUUGACAUUACUUGCAGCUUAGCCUGUAAUUUCUCAUUUUCAGGAAAAAAAUGCAAUCAGAUUUUCUUUUUAAUUUCCAUUACUCAGUGCAUUGAUUUGGGUUUUCUUUAACUCCCCAGUAAAGGCUUAAAAAUAUAGAAAUUUCAUCCCAUUGUGUCAGUGCAUAUAUUUUAACAGACAGCAGCUACCACUGAUUUCUUGCAUAUUUUUGUGUUUUAAAUUCCUUAAAUGCAACACUUUUGAUAUGUCUCCCAUAUAUGUCAUACAGUACACACACCAGCCUUUUUGUGCGAUGCAGAAAGUAUUACAAUUGCAUUCAAAUUUGCAAUUACAUGUAUUAUGAGAACAGUUUGUUGAAACAAGGAAGUUAUUUUAUUGAUUUCCAGAAUCUUGCAUAUCUUUAUUUAAGGACCAGUCUGAAUAAAAGUGUGCUAUCAUUAUUGUC
Messenger RNA from Pomacea canaliculata, 1956 nucleotides. RefSeq names its product alpha-aminoadipic semialdehyde synthase, mitochondrial-like. The record is from RefSeq and is a predicted model, not a curated record. NCBI's taxonomy places the organism in Eukaryota, Metazoa, Mollusca, Gastropoda, Architaenioglossa, Ampullariidae. The transcript has 12 exons. Gene Ontology annotation, molecular function: saccharopine dehydrogenase activity. The coding region runs from base 141 to 1496 and encodes 451 amino acids. Gene Ontology annotation, cellular component: cytoplasm.